UUGAUGAUUAAUCAUGGUGUGGACUUGCUGCCAUAUUCUCCUAGUGUGUGCAUCACCUCCCUGCUCCUUUCAUAUUUACAUGCAAUAUUUCAAGUCUGCAGCAGGCGUAACCUCAGAUGCCGCUCGCUCACGUCUUUCUUCCUGCAAUAUGUUUUUACUUGUUGUUUGGAUUGUUCCUGAUGUUGCCGUUGCAGUCUGGCAAACAUCCCCGUGCUGCCCUUUGAAGCUUUGUGUGACGCCGUGUGGGAAUUGUGACACCUUGCUUCCAUCAAAGCGCAGGUGAGAGGCAGCACUCGUGCGCAUAAAAGACGUGGCCGCGUCACGCCGACAGUGCGCUGACAGCAAGGUCACCAUUUGGGACCUUGGACCACCAGACAGUCUAGUUUCUUUGCUUCUAGACCCAACUUUUUUACGUCAAAUAUUAUUCUUGUUGUUUAUCAUCAAAAUGGUGCGUUUUUUCAUCAUCAUCAUCAUCAUCAUCCUCUUUUUGUCAACUCUGGCAGCGGCGGGGUUCCCUUACAACACUUUGGAGCGCGUCCACAAGGUCUCCAAAGAGUUUGAGUCCUCUGGCAGUGGACCAGGUGAGUCGGUGCAGGGGCGAGUGCGGGUGGUGCAAUUGGACCCGCGUGCCGCCGCGCUGCAGUCCGGCCUCUUCAGGAGGGGCCUGGCCUCCAGGAGAGCCCCCUCCCUAGGCUCCAGACUGCCCUUCCCGGCGUUCCUCUCUCAGGGGCGACCCGGUGCGGGCUCCAAGGCCGCCGUGAGCCCGCUGCAGCGCCUGCAAGCCGGGAAACCCGCCGAGGCCGAGCUGAAGAAGAGACCAGGCCUGCACGUGUGGCAGAGAGCCAUCCAGAAGGGAAACAAGAUGGCUGUGUCUCUGCCAGCCACCUUGAAGGACGCCAAACAGACGUGCACGGCCAUUCCUUUCAUUCAGCGUGUGACAGCCGAGGGUUGCCCCACCGUGACCGUGCACAACAAGCUGUGUUUCGGCCAGUGCAGCUCCCUCUUCGUCCCCUCGGAGACCACGGACCCGGCCGGAAGGGGCGCCCACCAGCGGACGCCCUGCUCCCGAUGCGCCCCGUCCAAGUCUCACACUGUGACCAUCCCCCUGCAGUGUGGCGGGGAGGUCCGAGAGAGGCGGGUGAUGCUGGUGGACGAGUGCAAGUGUGAGACGGGCCGUGAGGAGACUGCUGCUUUGCCACACAUGUAACCGCUUUAUGGCGUUGUUGUUGUCGUAUGAGAAUUGAGACGGUAGUAUUUACCCUCAUUCUCAUCGUGAUAUCAUGUCCAUUAUAUGGAUACACCUAUUUGUGUCAUGCAUUACCGGGGUUUGAUUUGAUAAGUUGCUAAUCAAUGGCUCCAAAUGGGACUAGUUAUUGAAAUAACAAACAUUGAGAGCCUUUUUGAUCAAUACAGUAGGAAGGGGAUUCAUAUGGCCCCUUUCAUUGCGGUUUACCUGACACAUGAAACGGGACAAAUUGGGGUGGUGCACUAUCCACGUUCGCCGCCAGAUGACAGUAGACUGUUGAAUGUCUUAAAAUGUGUGGCAAUUCCUACUUUGACCGUAGCGUCAGUUGUUAUGUAGAGUGGCGCUUUCCAUCACUUCAGCAGACUGCAUGGCAAAAAUUAAUAAUUCCCCCCUCUUCCUGUAACGCGUUAUCCACCCAGGAAUGGGGCCAUAUGAAUCUCUUCCCUACUGUAGUGGUUGUGGCCCUCAACAACCGCGUAUAGCAGGGGUGUCCAUUCUAAAAUCAUUAUUACAAAAAAAAACCAGAUAAAAUGAGCAAUAAAAAAAAAAAAUUCAAGCCAAUAUCGAUACAGAUAACUUCCGGCUUCUCAAAAACGAUACCAAUGAGCAAUAAUAAAAAAAAUUGUUCAAGCCAAUAACGAUACAGAUAAGUUCCGGCUUCUCCAAAACGAUACCAAUAACCAAUUAACUUGUUUUUAUUAUAAUUUUUUUUUUUAAAGUAAAUUCAACUUCUUGUGCGGCAGGCGUCUUCCUACGCUUUCAAACCGCUGUCCUUUCAUGUGGCUGAUAAGGUUUGAUGUGUUGACGCGCAACGUUAUUUUUCCUCCUCGCCGUAUGAUUAGCAGGCGAAAUAUCUUCCUCUGAAACGUAAAGAAGUUCAAAAACGAUCGACAUUAUGUUUGUUUACACUGAGCUUGGCGUAAGUUUAUGACACGAGUAGGAGAAAAGGAGCGUUUGAUUUGCUCACCCGACCCUCGCCUUAUUGGAGCAAUUUUUUCAAUAGUCGAUUGUAUUGUAGUCUGUACACACCUUUUUAUGUGGCUGGCUUUAGGACCGUUUUUUUUUUUUGCACCAGGCAUCUUCCUAGGCCUUCAAAAAUACACAAUCUGACUGAUAAGGUUUGAUGUGUUGAAGCACAAUGUUUUUUUCCUCCUCGUUGGAAUAUAUUUGGGAACAUUCAGUGCAAACAACACAAAAAAUGUCUUCUUCUGAAACAGUAAAGAAGUUCCAAAAGAUCGACGUCAUGUUUGUUUACACUGAGCUCAGGCGUACGUUUACAACACAAUAAGGAGAAAAGGAGCACUUGAUUUGCUCACCCUAACCCACCUGCAGCACAAUACGGUUAAUCUCGCCUCAUUGAAGCUAUUCUUUUUAUAUACCUACUUCUUCCUAGGCUUUCAAAACACCGUCGUGGCGAUGCUGUCGUUUUAUAUGGCUGAUAAGGUUUGAUGAGUUAUGUUAUGUUAUGUUAUUUUCAUUUAUUAUGCGCCCCCCCCCAAUCAACGGUUGAAGCAUAAUGGGUUUUUUUUUGUCCUCGCAGAAAUUAUUUGUAGAACAAAUGUCUCUGUCUGAAACAGUGAAGAAGUCCCAAACAAUCAAGGCCAUGUUUGUUUACACUGAGUUCAGAGGAAGUUAAUGACGCGAGUAGGAGAAAAGGAGCACUCGGUUUGCUCACCCUAACCCACCUACUGUACAGCACAAUACGGGUAAUCUUGCUCUAUGGCAUGGUAUCUAUAAUUAUUCAAUAUUUAAUUUAUAAUUACACAUGUUUUUUCUUGUCUUUAAAAUACAGUACAGGCCAAAAGUGUGGACGCACCUUCUCCUCAUUCAAUGCGUUUUCUUCUUACAUUGUAGAUUGUCACUGAAGGCAUCAAAACUAUGAAUGAACACAUGUGGAGUUAUGUACUUAACCAAAAAAAAAGGUGAAAUAACUGAAAAAUGUUUUAUAUUCUAGUUUCUUCAAAAUAGCCACCCUUUGCUCUGAUUACUGCUUCGCACACUCUUGGCAUUCUCUCGAUGAGCUUCAAGAGGUAGUCACCUGAAAUGGUUUUCACUUCACAGGUGUCUUAGUUUUGAUGCCUUCAAUGACAAUCUACAAUGUAAAUAGUCAUCACAAUAAAGAAAACAUUGAAAUGAGAAGGUGUGUCCAAACUUUUGGCCUGUACUGUGUAUAUGUAUGUAUAUAUAUAUAUUUCUAUAUA
This is a messenger RNA of Nerophis lumbriciformis (worm pipefish), 3447 nucleotides long. It is a transcript of the gene dand5, whose product is annotated as DAN domain family, member 5. Lineage: Eukaryota; Metazoa; Chordata; Actinopteri; Syngnathiformes; Syngnathidae. Gene Ontology annotation, biological process: determination of heart left/right asymmetry. The record is from RefSeq and is a predicted model, not a curated record.